AUGACUCGUCUUCACCAACACCGUCUGCCGACCGGAUUCUCGCCAGAAUGGGUCUCCUUGCCAGCCCAUCAGACGGUCAUAGCACAGGGCGAUCAAGGGAUACCCGUCAUCUGUGAUGAUGCCCCAAUCCCUACUCCAGAAGCACACAUGGUGCUGGUGAGAACGGGCGCGGUGUCCAUCAACCCGUGCGACUGGAAGAUGUCAUCUCGAUUUCCCAGUCCUGGCGCUCGCAUUGGCUGUGAUUUUUCUGGAGUCGUGCUAUCCAUCGGCCCCGACGCAGCCAAGCUAAGGCCCGAUCUUCAGGUGGGUGAUCGUGUUUGUGGAGGUGUGCAUGGUUCCAACCCGAUCGAUCUGCCAUCCGGUACCUUUGCCGAGUACAUCGUCGCCCAUGCCGAUCUACUCUUAAAGCUUCCUGAACGGAUCUCCUUCGCGCAGGGAGCGGUACUCGGUGGGAGUGUCUUUGCGACGCUCUGGAUAGCAUUUUAUGACUCCCUGGGGCUCACGGGCACUCCGGACGCGCCGAUUGAAGGCGACGUACCGCCCCUGCUAGUGUAUGGAGGUAGCACCUCCACCGGUACAGCCGCCUUGCAGCUUCUUCGCGCAUCCGGAUACAAACCCAUCACGACAUGUUCCCCGCACAGCUAUGCCUUGGUCAAGGAGUACGGCGCAGAAGAAUCGUUUGAUUAUCAUUCCGAGACCUGUGCUGUGGAUAUCAAAGCCUACACAAAAGGCCGACUGCGUCAUGUUCUCGACAUCAUCACGGAUGUGCCCUCGCAGCUGAUCUGCUACGAGACCUUUGGCCGCGUCGGAGGAAAAUACACCUGCUUGGAGAAGCCCUCCGAAGAGCUCCAUCUGCGGCCGACGGUGAAAAAAGAAAUGAUUGUAGGAUUGGCUGCUAGUGGCAAAGAAAUCGCACUAGCGGAUGGCUACGAACGACCGGCGAAUCCUCGCCUCCGAGCCGAAAGUGCUCAUUUCUUCCAAUCCGUCCAACGUCUGUUGGAUCAAGGACGCUUCAAGCCCCAUCCUGUCCGGCUUCUGCCAGGUCGAUUUGCGGGUAUUCUCGAGGGGCUAGAAAUUCUCCGGUCCAAAAAGACAUCCGGGGAAAAGUUGGUCGUGCUCAUCAACGAUUCUUAUACUUAG
Molecule: messenger RNA, 1140 nt
Organism: Penicillium roqueforti
Lineage: Eukaryota; Fungi; Ascomycota; Eurotiomycetes; Eurotiales; Aspergillaceae
Product: zinc-binding alcohol dehydrogenase family protein
Exons: 2
Coding region: 1-1140 (379 amino acids)
Molecular function (GO): oxidoreductase activity, acting on NAD(P)H
Source: RefSeq, a predicted model, not a curated record